AUGUCUUACGGAAGCAAGGCUGCUGAGAGACUUGCCAACAAAGUCAUUCUCAUCACAGGAGCCUCUGCCGCGGCAGGAAUUGGCGCUGCCACAGCUAGAGAAUUCGCCGAAGCUGCUCAUGGAAAUAUCAAAUUGAUCUUGACUGCGAGAAGAAAGGACAAAUUGGACGCCUUGGCAAAAGAAUUGACCGACAAGUACGACAACAUCAAGGUCCACACUGUUGCACUCGAUGUGACGAAGUUGGAAUCAAUUGGUCAGUUCGUCAAGGAUCUUCCUCAGGAAUUUGCUGACAUCGAUGUCUUGGUCAAUAACGCUGGUUUGGCCUUGGGAAGAGACCCAAUCGGUGAAAUUUUGCCCGAAGAUAUCCAGGGCAUGUUCCAGACCAAUGUUCUCGGUUUAAUCACCUUGACCCAAGCAGUCUUGCCCAUCUUCAAGGCUAAGAACUCAGGAGAUAUCGUCAACUUGGGCUCAAUCGCUGGUAGAGAUCCUUACCCUGGUGGAGGAAUCUACUGUCCAACUAAGGCUGCAGUCAAGUCAUUUUCUCAUGUGUUGAGAAAAGAACUCAUCAACACCAGAAUCAGAGUUUUGGAAGUGGACCCCGGUAAUGUCGAAACCGAGUUCAGUAUCACUAGAUUCAAAAAUGACGUCGAUAAGGCGAAAGCUGUGUAUGCUAACACCGAACCUUUAGUGGCUGAGGACAUCGCCGAAGUCAUUGUAUUCGGUAUCACCAGAAAGCAAAACACCGUUAUAGCCGAAACUUUGAUCUUCUCGACCAACCAGGCCUCCGCUUCCCAUUUGUACAAGGGUCAGGUCUGA
Scheffersomyces stipitis CBS 6054 is the source of this 816-nucleotide messenger RNA. RefSeq names its product oxidoreductase (gene YDF1). The record is from RefSeq and is a predicted model, not a curated record. Gene Ontology annotation, cellular component: cytosol. NCBI's taxonomy places the organism in Eukaryota, Fungi, Ascomycota, Pichiomycetes, Serinales, Debaryomycetaceae. The coding region runs from base 1 to 816 and encodes 271 amino acids. Gene Ontology annotation, molecular function: oxidoreductase activity. The transcript has a single exon.